Molecule: messenger RNA, 2517 nt
Organism: Poecile atricapillus (Black-capped chickadee)
Lineage: Eukaryota; Metazoa; Chordata; Aves; Passeriformes; Paridae
Gene: HAGHL
Product: hydroxyacylglutathione hydrolase like
Exons: 8
Coding region: 54-902 (282 amino acids)
Molecular function (GO): hydroxyacylglutathione hydrolase activity
Source: RefSeq, a predicted model, not a curated record
GGCACCGGCACCGGGGGACGCGGGGCCCGCACCCGCCGCGCCUCCCCGGGGCCAUGAAGGUGAAGGUGAUCUCCGUGCUGGAGGACAACUACAUGUACCUGGUGAUCGAGGAGAGCACCCGCGACGCUGUGGCCGUGGACGCGGCCGUCCCCAAAAGGCUGCUGGAGAUCAUCAGGAAGGAGGACGUGGUGCUCAGGGCCAUCCUCACCACCCACCACCACUGGGACCACGCCAGGGGCAACGAGGAGCUGGCCCAGCUCUUCCCAGGCCUGCAGGUGUUCGGGGCUGACGAGCGCAUCGGGGCCCUCACGCACAAGGUCACCCACGGCCAGGAGCUCUCGUUUGGGGCCAUCAGAGUGCGGUGCCUCUUCACCCCGUGCCACACCUCGGGCCACAUGUGCUACUUCAUGUGGGAGGACGAUUCCCCGGAUGCUCCGGCUCUUUUCUCAGGUGACACCCUGUUCGUGGGGGGCUGCGGGCAGUUCUUCGAGGGGACGGCGGAGCAGAUGCACACCAACCUCACCCAAAUCCUGGGGACCCUGCCCGAGGACACGAAGGUUUUCUGUGGCCAUGAAUGCACCGUCAGAAACCUCAAAUUCGCCUUGAAGGUGGAGCCAGAGAAUGAAAUGGUGAAGGAGAAGCUGGCGUGGGCCAGGCAGCGCGAUGAUGAGGACCUGCCCACGGUGCCCUCCACGCUGCGCGAGGAGUUCCUGUACAACCCCUUCCUGCGGGUCACGGAGGAGCCCGUGCAGAGGUUCACGGGCAGGACGGACCCCGUGGAGGUGCUGAGGGUGCUGCGCUCCGAGAGGGACAACUUCAAGAAGCCCAAGGAGAGGCCCAACCCCCAGGCCAUGCUGGCCUUCGACUGGGGGCUCUUUGGGCCCUUCCUGGAGAAGAAGUGACAUCCCCAGGGCUCCCUCCUGGCUGUGCCCAGCUCGGAUCCGCUCCCUGCUGGGCACUGGAUUUUGUCUUUAACCUGCUUUGUGUGAGGCUGCUCUGCUCUGCUCCGCUCCCCCUCUGGAUCCUGGGAUUCCCUGUGGAGCAGAUCCCUUUGGAGAGCCCGGGCUGUGGGGCUGGGAUGCUGGCAGAGGGUCAGGCCAUGGGGCAGGGGACAGUUUUGGGGUCAGUGCAGGAGCUGCCAGCUGUCCAUGGCCAUGGAAGGGAGGCAGGGAAGGGCAGGGAAAAGCGGGAAUGCGCAGGGAUUGUGCUGCUCCCCUGGUGCAUCCCAAUCCCAGGGUUUGUGUGGUGCUGGCUUUGGAUCCCCAAACUGGGAAGCCACUGGUGGCACCAGUGCCCACCCAGCUCCAGCCCCGUGCUAACAAACUCCUCAUCACAGCAGGGGUUGGGUGGGCUUUCCCCUCUUUUUUCCCCAGUUUUUCCAGUAAGUCCCACAGGGAUUUCUGUAGGGAUUUGUGGCUGCCCUGGGGAGCCCCUUGGACCCCGUGGAGUGUCCAGGUGGAGCCCAGGGUCUGCCCCAGGAGGGAUUUCCCAAGGUGGGACAGAUUUGGGGCAGCCAAGAGGGAAAGUGCUGCCAGGCAUCCCUUGCUUUUUGCUUUUCCCAGGAUAAAAACUGGAGAACACUUGGUGCCAACUCCACGGACAUUGCCUUGCCCUCAGGAGCCCGGGAGCAGCUGGGGCUCCCAGGCCUCCCCAGCCUUCACUUUCUGCAGAACCAGGGCUGUGUUUUAUUUCUUUUUAAGUCUGAGAAAGGAGCAGAGUUUUAUUUGCAGGUGUGGGGAGGCAUUUCACACCACUGAAGUCAUUCCCUUUUUUUUUCCUUGUGGAUAAAAUGAGGGUUUGGUGGCAGCUCCCAGCACUGGGAUGGAGUUGAUUUCAGGGAUUUUCAUGUGUGGACUGUGAAUUUCUUUGUUGCCACUGGAGUCUGGUUUGGGGCUUUUCCCUGUGCUACAAACUGGACCAAGGUUUUCUUUUUUCCUUUUAUUAAUUUAUAGUUUGGAUUUAUUUCCCUGCAUGGAAAGGGAAGGAUUUUUGGUACCAUGGCCUGAAUUCCUCAGUUUCCAUGAAAUGCUGGAGUUGGGGAUGUCCCUUGUGUGUUCCUUUGGGAUUUUAUUGAUCCUGGAAGCAGGGAUGCUCCUGUGUCUGGGACCCAGCCCUGAGGCUGGGACAAAUUCCAGCUGUUCCUGGUGCCAGAAGAGAUCCCAGGGAGUCCUGGGUGGCUUCAGUGACCUCAGAGCGUGGUGGUGACCUGGGAACUGGGGAAGUGACAAAGUGUAGAGCCCUGAUUAUUUCAUUUCCUGCUAAUUUAGCUUGACUGAUUGUGCAUUUCUGGGCUGAUGCUCUGCACUGAUUCCAGGCUGGAGCCUCUCCCUGUCCCCGUUUCCUGGUUUAGCCAAAUCCCUGCAUGGAAAAGGGAAUUCACUGGAAGCACCAAUUUGCUCCUCAGGAAGGUGGGGAAGGGGCAGAAGGGGGAGGUUGAUGCCUUAGAACACUGUGAGGUCAUUAACAAUCAGCAACAGCUGAAAAAUUGAAAGCUUUUAAUUAAAAACAUGAAAAUCA